AUGUGUGCAACCUCCGUGCAAGUCAAGGUAGACCUUCCAUCGUACCGGAUCACAGUUGUGGACAAUGGCAGAGGCAUUCCGGCAGAGACGCUGCGGUCGCUCACCGCCACAGAACGAGCAAGCUCAAAGGCGAACUCCGCCGUGGAGAUGCAGCACGCGUCUACCUACGGGUUUCGAGGAGAGGCGCUCUACAGCCUGGCCUUGACGUCCUUGCUGGAGAUCCAGAGCCGCUACGCUGGAAAGGAACCGCAUGCAAAGGUGGUCCGAGAGGGUGAAGUGCUACACUUCGGCCCCUCCCGAGCACCCGCGCGCGCGGGCACGAUCGUCACUCUGCGGGAUGCGUUCUUCAAGUGGCCCGUGCGUCGAAAGGCAGCCAACGAGGUGACGGAGAUGACACGCAUCAAGGACUGCGUGUCGAGGAUGGCCCUGGUGAACAACAGCGUCGCGAUCACCGUGCAAGACUCCGCCAAGUCGAAGGAGGUGGUACGGGCCACCGCGACGGGGAGCGCAACCAGAACCUUCGCCCAGGUCUUCUCGUCCGACAAGCUCUCGCUGGCCAGAAAGGUGGAGUUUUCUGUUUGUGUCACGAGUAAGGCUGCGAACCCCCGAUGGUGGAUCCACCUUCCUUUUUGUAUUUGCAGCAUCGGCAGCAGAAGCGGUAUGGUGGGUUUUUCCAUUUUCCACGCGCUGGCCUUCAACUUCAAGCAGUUUCGGAUCACGGGGUACCUGUCCCCGCCCUCGUCGACCGCAUGCCACUGGUCCAAAGAGUUCCAGGAGCUGUUCCCGGUGUUCGUGCUGAACCUCGAGUGCCCCCGGAGCGAGGUAGACAUCAUGUCGGAUCCGGAGAAGACGUGGAUCGAGUUCUCGGACUGGGCCGCCGCCAGGAACGCGUGCAUAUCGAUGCUGCUGGCAUUCCUGUCCCGCUUCCCGCACGCAGUGCCUAGCUCCGUCCUACGGGACCUCCGGCGGGCGUUCCACAAGAACGAAGGCGGUGGCGGCGAUGCCUGGAAGCCGGCCAGCCCGCCACCGCCGCCCGCCGCCCGCGGAGCCUCACCCGACCCGGGGCCGUCACCGUCUCCGCCCCCCAUGCAGCUGGGUACGCCGGACGUGGGGGUGUCUCCGGCGGGCGCGGGCUCGCCGUUGGAGAGCUGCGCCUGGAUGGGUCGAGACCGGGAGGUGGGCGGGAUCGGCGUGGAGGCCAUGGACGAAGGAUCCCGGGGUGAGGGUGUUCUCUACCCUUCUCCGGCCUCCCGUUUCGGUGCUCGUGACACCGGCCCAUCAUCAUCAUCAUGGCGAAUGCCGGGCCUCUCUUUCAUCCCCGGCGGCGGUAUCGGCGACGACAACGUCCCCGGCAGCAGCGUCGCCGUGUCGCCGUACUUCGCCGCAAGCUUCGAAGACGACGGCAAGAGUCGCUACCACGAGGGCUACGACGACGACGGUCACCCGACCAGCUCGCCCUACUUUGCCCGCUGCCAUCACUACGACGGCCGCCGCAGCCCUCCUGAUAAACGGCUCCGCGGGCGACAACUCGCCCUGGGUGAGUAUACCGGCGGCGAGGAGGAGCGCCGAAGACGAAUGUGGGAUCCCCGCCCUUCCGCCUUGGGUGCAGAAGCUGGCGCCCCCUACCCUCCUCCUUCCUUCGCCGCCGUUCGCUACGAGGGUCUCGGCAUCGAAGACAACGCACUGAGAGACCAGACGCGAGGUUCUCGGGGCCACGCAGAUUCUUCCGGCGGGGGGUGGGCGGCGGAAGGCCCUCCUGGCGGAAUAGGAACGUCCGAUUUUCUGCCGCCGUCGUCGGAGGAGGAGCCCGUCUUUGAUGACCCCCCGCCGCCGAACGAGACUAGUAGUAGCGCGCAAGAAAACCGCGGCAACGGCCGCCACAGCAGCCGUAACGACGGACAGCGGUGGCAGAGCGGAGGCGGUGGUCCUCCUCCUCCUCCCUCGAUUGCUAGUAGUACGAGGGGAAGCAGGCGUGGGGGCUGGCUCCGGCAUCUUCAGGGCGUAACAGAGAUGCGCCCGGGUGAGGAGGAUCUCGUCCAGGGCCAGCAGCAGCUGGAAAAUGAUGCCGCGGACCAGGGUAGCCUGUCGAGGCUGUUCGACUACGCUUUCGCCGACAGCGACGGGCGGCUCCCGACGGGGCCGGAACGGACCGGAGCGCUCGACGAGUGGGGCGUGCGCGGUGGCGUCCGGUCUUCGUCGCCACGGCUGCUGCCGAGGGGUGAAGGCGGCGGCGGCGGAACGGUGGCGGGGAGGAAGGCCUUCGUCGGCGUUACGGUGCGACGCCCGCCGAGCCCGCAGUUUGCCUUCAUGAACGAGGAGCGCUCCUCCCCCGGCGGUGCCGGCGUCCCCCCCCCGGCACCUUAUUCCCCCGGGCGGCAGCAAAGCCCCCCGCCGGAGGCCCGGCAGCGUGAGACACUUCCACCACCGAGCCGAGAGACCGGCGGCGGCGGCGGCGGCGGCGGCGCGAGGACAUGCAACCCAGUUAAUCAGCAACAGCUUGGUGCUCGGACCAGAAGCCCGGCAAGGGCCACCACGAGCCCUCAUCAGCCCAGCCGCGGGUUUCCUUGCCGGGGGGAUGGUGAUACCCCCGGAGCGUGGGGAGCGGCACCCGUCUUUGGCGGCACCGCUCCGCUUGGGUCAGCGCUUUGGAUGGCAUCAUCUUCGUCGUCGCCCAAGACUGGAGGCGCGCCUGCAAAGGGAGGCACCCUUCCCCUCUCGAAGAAACGAAGGCGCCCGGAGACCCCGGGGUCAAGCUGGGGCGGCGCAUACCGCAGAGGUUCGCCGAGCAUCGGUCGCUGGGCAGGACGCCGCAUGGAGGACGCUGAGCGGCAUCGAUCACCACCGCCCCCGGCUAUCGACCGUCAGUGGGGGGUGGUCAACAACUCUCCCGGCGGAGAAGGAGACGGCGACGGCGGUGUGGGGUUGGGAGACGGGUGGCUUCGGUGGGCGCGGGGGCAUGGCCGCGAGCGGAACAGCGGCGGCGGGUCGUGGGGACGGAGGGGGGACGACACCCCUCCUUCUGCAGCGGGAGACCGAGCAACGCCAGCAGCAGAAGCAGCGCCAGCACCAGCAACGCCAGCAACACCAGCAACAGCAACAGCACCAGCACCAGCAGCAGUAAUCGCACCAGCAACAGCAUCAGCAUCAGCAACAGCAACAGCACCAGCACCAGCACCAGCAGAAGCAGCACCAGCAGAAGCAGCACCAGCAGUCGCCGUCGCCCGGCUCCUUCAAGCGGACAAUGAUGGCCUUGGAUGGCACGACGACGCAUCACCGACGCCGCGGGGCGGCGCGGACGAACCAAGACACCACCCGGAGCACGUUGGAGCGGCAUCGCAGGCGGGGGCACCACCGCUACGGCGCGAUGAGAGAGUUUGCGCGGCAGAGGGCGAGUCGCUGGGUCCUGUGGCACAGGGGGAGGCAGCGGAGACGACGCCUUGGGAUGCAAGUGUGAACAACAAGGAGGGCGACCAGACGGAAAGACCGGCGCCAGCCGGCGGGCAGCAAGACGCUUGUCGUGUCGAGGGUGGCGGCGGCGGCGGCGGCGGCAGCGGCGGCGCUCGCAGCAGCAAGGAGGACCGGAUGCGGGGCGCGGGUGCCGCCCUCGCCUACGACCAGGAUGUGCUGGGCGGCGACGGGCUUGGGGGGGGCGGCGAGGAGGAGGAGAAGCCGGACACGGUCGACGGUGUCCUCGGGAAGUUCCUGGCAACAGGGGGUUACGACAGUUGUCACGUCUCCGACGCCGGUGGCAGGGCGGUCUACUCCCCCCAGGGUCCCGGUGGGGGCCGGGCGCGGAAGGCCGGCGGCGAGGCCGAGAAAGCGGCAGCAGAAACCGACUCGCAGCACAACCCGCUGCCGGGGAGGAGAGAAAGGCAGAUCCCUCAGGUGCUGCAGGCGGGCCAGGACGAGGUCGGCGCGGGGGCAGGCGCGGUCGCGGUGACGGUCACCCCGGAGGAGUUGGGUGAGGCGCUCCUGAUCGGCCAGGUGAGGGGGAGUGCACUCAUGUAA
Molecule: messenger RNA, 4008 nt
Organism: Ectocarpus sp. CCAP 1310/34
Lineage: Eukaryota; Phaeophyceae; Ectocarpales; Ectocarpaceae
Source: the annotation of a GenBank genome assembly